Diuraphis noxia (Russian wheat aphid) is the source of this 6309-nucleotide messenger RNA. RefSeq lists its product as uncharacterized. The record is from RefSeq and is a predicted model, not a curated record. Lineage: Eukaryota; Metazoa; Arthropoda; Insecta; Hemiptera; Aphididae.
UCGUAAUUUCAUACAACUUUAGUAUCGUAGUAGCAUUGAUUAUAAUCAAUGGUAGUAACUAGUGGUAGUAGUUUAUGCUCAUAACAAACUUACUAUAUAAUAUCAAGGUAAUACAUGUCUUUGGUCGUACUGUCGCAGCCAAUAGUUCUAUUAUCAUAUGUGUAAGUUGUUCGUUGCAAUCGUCGGUCGUAAUAAUAUUAUCAUACGGUUUAACGUAUUUAGUAUUUACUAUUCAAUAUUUAACGGUCGUAUUUUCGUAUUGUCGUACACUCGUACAAUAACUUUCAUGUCAUAUUCUCGACAAUCAUACAGUAAACUCGAAAAGCAAUUAUAUAUUGAAACCGAAAAGCCGUAUAAUUACCAAACCAAAUUACGUGUUCAUCACACAUUUAUUCAUAUGGCAUAUGCCUAUAUUAUAUGCCUGAAAUAUUAAAUCAAAAUGGAAAAUUUCGAAAGCACUAUUCUUCGUUGGAUGUGUUUAUUUGAUGAAUUUAAUAACAUUGAAUAUUCAAGUACAAAACAUCUGAUAUCCAGUACAUCGUUUAAACAAUUUGUUGAUGAUGUAUUUUGUUUAAAAUGUUCUUCAGCUUUGAGCACAGAUGAUACAAAAGUUUACAACACUAUAAAAGUGAACUAUUGUGAGUUUGAAGUACAAAACUGUGAAGAUUUAUAUAACGAAGACAAUGCAAUUUAUGCAUGUAUUAUUGUUUUGCUACAUGCAUUAUUAAAAUGUACUAAUGACAAAUUCAGAAAUCAGUUGAGUGAAAGAAUGGAUAAUGAAGAGCAAGUAUUACUCGCAAAUUUCUUAGAAGCUACACAACCCUCAUUAUUCACUAAGCAAAAUAUUUCCKAAGCACUGCUGUUAAUAAAUGAUUCUAAGCAUACCUCUAUUAAUGUUUCAGAAAUAUGUUCAAAUAACGACACACCAAUCAAAUCAAAAUCAAUGCGCCGUAGCUAUUUACAAGAAUUUUGUCAGUCGCCAAAAUCUCAGUCCUUAAUAAAUCAAGAAAAAGAAAAACUUAUUGCCAAACUUACCGAAGACUAUAAAAAUGAAUGCGAAGAAAACUACAAGUUGGCUGAAAAUGUUAAAUACCUGAAAGAUCUUAAUACAAAACUAAGUAAUAAAUUAGAAGACAAAGAUAAAAUAUUACAAAUACUGAAAGAUGAAAUCAAAGAAUUUUCUAAACCAAACCAGUCUCCAGAAUGUUUAAAAAUAGACAAUGAUUUAAUUAUAAAAAAAUUAAACAGAGACAAAAUAGAUUUGGAAAUGAAUUGCAAUGAAUUAAAGCAACAAGUAACAGAACUUGAUAAAAAACAUAAAGACCUUAAUGGAAGAUUUGAAAUGAAAACUUUAGAUUAUAAUAAUCUUAUUGUUAUGUUUGACAAUAUCGAAAACGAAAAUAUGUUGUUAAAAUCAAACUUAAAAUUAUUUGAAGAAGCCAUACAAAAAAAAGACACAGAAAUAACAUCCUUAAAAGAUGAAUUAUGUAAUAAAUCAAUUACAAAUAAUCCAACAAAUAUAAGCGGUCAAGAGAAUAAUGCUGUGCCUUCAAAUACAUUAUUUAAUGAAUUGAGUUGUUUGAAAUUAGAAGAAAUAACACAUGAUAAAGAGAAGUACCGACAUAAGUACAAAUCAAUAAAAAAAGAUUUAACAAAUACCAAAAUUCAUGUUAAAGAAUUGAAUGAGAAAAUUAUUAUAUUAGAAAAAAAUUUGGUUGAUUAUGAAACUCAUAAAGAUGAACUGAUAGACCAAUUCUCAGACAAAAUUAAAGAACUUCAAGAAUGCCAAAAGAAAAAAAAUAAUUUAGAAUCAAAAAUUAAGCAUCUUAAAGAUACUAUUCAAGAUAAUGAAAAUCAUAUUGAAUCCCUGUGCUCUAAAUUAAAUAAAAGGGACAAACAAAUAGAAAUGUUAUCCAUGGAAAUAGAUACUGUUAAAAAAUCAAAAACUAUGAUUGAACUUAUUUUAAGCAAAACUAACACAGAAAUAGAAGCAAUWCAUGAAGAACAUGACGAAAAAGUUAAAAAUUUACAGUCAAUUAUUGAUGAAUAUAAAAAUUCAGAAAAAUUAUCUACUCAAAAAAUGAUAGAUCUAGAAAAUAAUAUAAAAAACAUUCAAGAUAAUUUAACAAAUAAAGAACAUGUUAUAAUUUUUUAUGAAGAAAAAAUGGCUGAAAAUUACCAAAUUGUUGGUAGUCUAGAAGAACAAUUAAAAACUAUGUAUCAAGAAAAACUUAUGUUAGAAUCUCAUUUAAAAAAUAUAAAAAUUGAAAUUGAAACACAACAGAAAAAUUUCAGUGACAAAAAUUGUGAAAUGGAAAACUGUUUGGAAUAUUAUCUUGAUGAAUUGAAAGAUCUAGAAAAUGAAAAAACAAAAUUAGUAGAUAUUGUACGCUGUAAACAAAAUGAACUAGAACAACAACUAAAAUUGAUUAACAAUCAAAAAGAUAUGAUUAAAACAUUACAAUCAGAACAAUGUAGCCAUCAGCUAAUCAUAAAUGAGCUUAAUGAAGCUCUACAACAAAAAUCUUCCGAAAAUAAUGAUUUACGUGCAAAAGUACUAGAUUCUACAGUAGAUUUAGAUAAGUUGAAAGAGCAACUUAAUGCAGCAUUGGUUGAAAAUAACAUGAUAAAAACAGACUUAAGAAAUGAGGAAUUGAAAAUUAAAUCUAUGAAUGAUGAAUAUCAACAUCAGAUUAAUGAUAUGAAAGAUAUAUUAGAAAAUCAAAAUAAUCAAUGUAUAUUAAAGGUUGAGAAAUUACAAGAUACUUUAGAAAAAAAGCAAAAUGAUUUUGACAAACAACUAAUAACAUGUAAUGAGCUAACAGAAACAAUUUCUCUGUUACAUUUAGAAAAAUAUGAUCUAGAAGAAAAAUUAAGAUCAACUAGUCAAGAUUUAAAUCAAAAACAAAUACAAUUAGAACAAAUCACUGUAGAAAAUAAUAAAUUCAAAGAAACAGUUGAUUAUGCURAUAAUCGAUGUAUUGACUUGGAACAAAAAUUAAAGGAGUCGAAUAACAUUAUAUUGAAAAAAGAAGAAGACAUUAAAAUAUUAAAAGUUCGUAUGUCAGAAUUUUCAAUCUCUGAAGAAAACUUACAGAAACAAAUAAUUGUAGUUCAAGAAAUUUUGAAUAACAAACAUAUUGAGUUAGAAAAUCAAAUUCAGUGUUGCAAUGAGCAAAGAGAUACUAUUGUUAAAUUAAAUUAUGAAAAAGAGUGUCUUAGCGAUAAAAUAAAAAACCUCGAAGAUUCUUUAUCUCACAAUGAAUACAAAUUUAAUUUAUGUGAAGGAAAAUUAUAUGAUUGUAGUAACACAAUUGAUACUUUAGAAAAACAAUUAAACUUGAUGAGUGAUGAAAAGUCACUUUCAGAAUCCCAACUAAAUGAAACUAUUACUAAAUUAACCAAUAAAAAUCAAGAUCUUGCCCUGAAACUAGAAAUCAAUGAAACAAAUGUAUUAGAAAUUCAAGAAAAAUUAGUUCUAAAACAAAAUGAGUUAACGAAACAAAUAGAAAAGUCAAAUGAACUAGUUAAAACAAUUUCUUUUUUAAAUACUGAUAAAGAAAGAUUACAAGAAGAAACCAAACAACUUCAAAAAUGCUUGAAUACAAAUGAAUUUACUUUAAAGUCAUUGCAAGAAAAAGUUCUUAUUUGUGAAAAAGAGUAUGAAGAAUUACAAACAUUGAAGACAAAUUUAAUGUCUGAACUUAAUGAAAACCAGCUAAAUUUUACAAAUUUACUCCAGGAAUCAAAGAAACAACAAGAGGAUAUGGAUAUUAAAUAUAUUGAACUACAACAAAAAUGUAAUAAAAAAGAGAUUGAACUAGAUGAAUACAUUAAUAAAUAUAACUGYCAUAUGAAAUCAAUUACAGAUUUAACCUCAGAAAGAGAUAAUUUGAUAAAUAAAAUUGAUGUGCUUGAGAGUACUUUAUUAAAUAAAGAUAAUGUUAUCUCAGCUAAUCAAGAAAAAUUGCUUGAGUAUAAAGAAAUAAAUGAUAAAGUAUUAAGCGAAAAGGCUGCAAUGGAAGUAGAAUUAACACAGCGUCUUGAAGAAAUGGAAAACAAUUUAUGUAGCUUACAAGAAAUAUUAAAUUGCAAGCAUUUAGAUUUAGAAACUAGAGAAAAAGAAAAAGAUCAACUUUUAAAGACCAUCUCUAGUUUGACCUUAGAUAAAGAUAAUUUAAUAAAUGAAACUAAAGCACUUAAAGACUGUUUAUUAGAAAAAGAAAAAACUUUAACAUUGAGGGAUAUUAAAUUGUUUGGAUUUGAAAAACAAUUAGAAGAACUUCAAAAUCAAAAAAAUAACUUAGAAACAGAAUUCAAUGAUACUAAAAUACACUCAGAUGACAUUCAACACAAUCUGACUCAAAAACUUGAAGUUACUAAUAAUAAACUACAAGAAGUUGAGGAACAGCUUGUUAAUCUGAAAGAAGAAAUGAAUGAACAGAAUAAAUGUUUAAUUGAACAAGUAGAGAAAAUCAAUUCAUUAACAUAUGAAAAUAAUAAUUUGGUAAAUGAGACAAAUAAGCUCAAGGAAAAUAUAGUUCAAAGUGAAUUUGAUUUAGAGUUAAAUCUAAAUCAAUUGCAGGAUUUCGAUAAGCAAAAUAAAGAAUUAGAAUGCCAAAAUACAUUGUUGGUGAAAGAACUAAAUGAACUGAAAUGUCAAUUAAAUAACUUACGCCAAGAAUCCACUGAAGAGUUUGAUAAAAUGGAUAAAAAAUUGUUGGAAGCUCAARAACAACUUAGCUAUAAGCAAUCUGAAAUUAAACUUAAGRAUGACUCAAUAACAGAUAUUUACCAUAAAAUAAAUUACUUAAAAAAUAUGAAAGUUGAACUUGAAUCAAUACUUAAGAACGAAAGAAAAAAUGUUGAAACAUGUUUUGAAACUUGUUUGAAUUCAUUGUAUCAAAUUAAAAACAAACCCAUAUUAGAUCAACAUCAUGAUUCAUUAAUAGAAGUUAUAACUUCUGCUGAUACAUUUAUCGAACAAAAUGGUAUUCAAUUAGCACGAGUUGAAAACUGUGAUGAAUACUCGAUUAUUGAAAGGGUGAAAAAAGUAUUUGAAGCAUUGAAAAUGUUUAUAAUCAGUUUAAAAACUCAAGGAAAUGAACAAACAAUAAACCAUUCUAAUAAUGGAUCCAAUGAUGCAUAUACCGAAUUACUUGCUUUAUCAAAAACUCAGCAAAAAACCAUUAAACAUCUGGAGACUGAAAUGGCUGCAUUGAAAACUGAAUGCGUUUACAAAAUGACAAAAGUGCAACAAAAAACUCAAGAAUAUGUAACUUCAGAAUAUGAAAAAAAGUUUGAACGAAAACGAGAACAAAUGAAACAAUUUUGUAAAGAUUUAGAGGCAAAAAUUCAUCAAGAUUUUGAAGCUAAACUAUUAAAAUACAAAGACAAAAUAACCAAAGAUGAAAUUCACAUCAAAGAACUCGGUCAGCAGUUAUGGGAAGUUAGUGAAAAAUAUUUAAGAUUACAACAAAAAGAUAGAAGAGAAUCAACAAUGUCCUUACCAUUUGAAAUGUCUAUGAUUUCUGAAACAACUACCACUCUCCCAAAAUAUAAUUCUUUUACAUUGCCAAAGUCUAGCUCAGCCGGUCAAAUAAGAUCACUAGUUGAAGAGACUACUCGUUGUUAUCAAGAUAAUAUUAAACGAAAUGUCCCUGUUGGAAUUGGUAAAAAAUUCAGCUUAUCGUCUGGUAAAAUAUUUCCGAAAGAAGAAGAUGAGGAAGGUGAAAUGUUCAACCACUCAUGCCUUGCAGAUCUCAAACAAGGUAGGGUGAGACUCAAUGAUAAUAAAAAACAAUAUAAUGAAAGACUGUCAGAACUACAAGCUCGCAACUCGCUUUGUCCGCCACAUUUAAGAAGUUGUUAUGCUGCAGAGACCAAUUUCUUGCCAAAUACCUCAUUAGUUUCAGAAGAAGAUAUUAAGACAACGGCUAAUUAUAGUGAUUAUGAGACUGAAAACCUUAUUCCCAAUGAUCGUAUGAAGAAAAAAGAUAGAAAUCAGACAUCCUAUAAAAAACCAGGACCACCAACUCCAAGUAAAAAUGGAGGUCGUGUUUCUUUAUCGAACAAUCAAAAAAACACAUUAAAAGAAUCUAAAGAAUCAAAUACUAAUAAAAGACGAGCCAGCAGUACUCCAAACAAAUUAUUUAGCUUAUUUAUGAGCAAAAAGAAUUAAUUUUAUAUAAUUUUUCAAAAUGUUGAAGUAUCUAACUAUUGCACAAUUAUGUGCAAACAAUGUUUAUAAAAAUUGUAUAUCUUACUACAUUCUACUUUAUUACAUUUUUUGUUUUUAAUCUAUUUUUA